Molecule: messenger RNA, 3356 nt
Organism: Filobasidium floriforme
Lineage: Eukaryota; Fungi; Basidiomycota; Tremellomycetes; Filobasidiales; Filobasidiaceae
Product: OPT oligopeptide transporter protein-domain-containing protein
Exons: 17
Coding region: 243-3356 (1037 amino acids)
Biological process (GO): transmembrane transport
Molecular function (GO): oligopeptide transmembrane transporter activity
Source: RefSeq, a predicted model, not a curated record
UAACGAUAUCAUACAUCCUCUUUACCGAUAGCGAUAAGAGUUCCUCUUCAAUCAGAUAGAGAUCUUCUCGUUCGCUGUUGGAUCGAUCAUAGAAAGCUGUGUAACGAGAUCGAUCAAGAGACAGGCUCGAGGUCGACUUUGGAAAAUCCUCAGCCUUGAGCAGGCACUCUGCUGUUUGGCUUCUGAUCCCAGCGUCAACCGACACUGCAAGAACCGCCGAGAUCACCACUAUCCGUCUCGCCAUGAUGUAUCCUCCUUCUUCUGGUCCUCAACAACAGGAAGUUUCAUUUGAGGGUGCUCAAUCGAGACAACCCGGCAGGCCCCGUACCGCACAUCGGCGGCUUGAUACAGGACGACCAGACACCUCGACCUCAUCGGUAGGGGAAGUUCCAGAACAGACAUUCUUCCCCGACAACGACGAUGAAGACCUUGAUGAAGCAGCCGAAGAUGACUAUCAGACAGAUGAUGAUGAGGACGCCGACGUGUUUGCUUUCGAAAGGCCACAGACUGCGGCUGUUAGGAGUUCGACAAAGCCUGGGCAGGUGCAAUACGGUAACAUCACCGCCGGUCAGGACGUCAAUCAAUCUCCUGUGAUUCCUCGGAUCGCUACAUCUAAAAGUCAGGCGCCUACCACAGCAGCAACAGAUCGCUCCGUCUCGUUCGGAUUCAACAUCCCAGAAGAGCAGGACGAGCCGACUCAUGGACGGCCCGUGAAUAUGGAGACCUUGACGCACCUGUCGUAUCGACCGCCUACGGCCGGAGACCCAUACUAUAUUCCCAAUCCGAACACCACGGCUUUCACGUCACAACAUUCGAGGUGGGGCGCCCAACGUCCUUCUGUGGUAUCUGAUACCCUAGUCGGACACACAUCAACAGCUCACACAAAGGAUGAUCACGAGUCGCCUUCAUCAGCGCCGGACUCGAUGCAUGGCGAUUACGGUCAUCCCUUCGCCAGAGACGCCGAUCUAAAGUCAUUCUCUGGCGAAAUUGAGCUAGCAAACUUCCGAAGCCGACCGGGUACUCAGGCCACGUGGAACAUAAGUGAAUUGCGGGGCGCAUCGACGAUUCCAGACGGGAUCACCACCAAGGGCGACGGUCUGGGCGGUAUCCAUCCGAAAUGGCCCAUCGAAGAGGUCAACUCUACCGCCGGCGUCGAGGAUCCUGACGAGGACAGCCAGUAUCCCGAAGUUCGGGCUUCGGUGUCAAAUAUGGAUGAUCCAGAGAUGCCAGCCUUGACGAUUCGAUCCCUUUUCAUCGGUUUGCUCUUCGCCAUCCUGGGAGCAACAAUCACAACGUUCUUCUCUUUGCGAGGUCCAGGCCCGCUGAUUCUUCCUCUAGCAGGACAGCUCAUGGCGUAUCCAUUGGGUCGCUUCUUGGCUUGGGCUAUGCCUCUGCACACGUUGCACCUGCCUCGCUGGCUCGGUGGCUUUCAACUUGACCUCAAUCCUGGACCUUUCAAUAUCAAAGAACACACUGUCAUCGCGAUGAUGAACAACAUCUCCUUCCAAUGGACGACAGGGCUGCAUGUAGCUACCGCUGCGCAGGUAUAUCUCGACAUCCCUUUCUCGGAUAGCUUUGCUCUGCUGUUCACUUUGACAGCGCAGAUGGGGGGCUUUGGCCUCGCGGGGUUAUCUCGUCGGCUACUCGUAUGGCCGGCUUCCAUGAUCUGGCCAUACAACCUGGUCAUCACGACAAGCUUGAACACCCUCCAUGCUGGUGACGACCCAGGAUCACAUGGCAUCUCACGAUUUAAAUUCUUCAUGAUCGCCCUGGGUUCCGUGUUUAUCUAUCAUUUCUUCCCCGGCUAUGUCAUGACCAGUCUCUCGUACUUUUCGUGGAUCUGCUGGAUCAAGCCUGAUAACGUGGUCGUCAAUCAGCUAUUCGGAGUGGCGACAGGAUUGGGUAUGGGCGUCCUGACAUUCGACUGGUCUCAAGUUCUGGUCGUCGGUAAUCCCUUGAACAUACCUUGGUGGGCGUCAGUUAACGUUGGGGUAUCAUUCGUCAUCUUCUACUGGUUCAUUACACCUCUUCUAUAUUAUACCAAUGUCUGGGAUACCGCUUACCUGCCCAUGUCAACUUCGGGCCUGUUCGACCGGUUUGGACAGAGCUAUAACAUCACGGCAGUUAUUACUCCGGAACAUCAACUGAACGUUACCGCCUAUCAAGAAUAUUCUCCGGUCUAUCUCAGCGUGACCUAUGCAAUGACAUUCACAAUCGCCUUCGGCCUGACUACGGCUGCUGUCGUCCAUACCAUACUUCAUCAAGGGGAAAGGAUCUACAAUACCUUACGUUCAAGGAAAACCGAAGAGGAUGAUAUCCACAUGAAGUUGAUGAAGCAAUAUCCAGAGGUUCCAGACUGGUGGUAUGCCAUCUUUUUGAUGGCCACUGUCGUACUCGGCAUCGUGUCGGUGGAGGUUAACAAAACUGGAGUUCCCGUCUAUUCGCUUCUGGUCGGCUUGGCUACAACCCUCGUCUACUAUUUCCCUGCCGGCUUUCUCUAUGCUCGUGCGGGCAGCGCGCUGGCGAUGAAUUUGAUUGCGGAAAUCAUACCCGGUUACAUGCUUGAAGGGUCUAUUCUGGGGAAUAUGGUCGUGAAGGCAUUCACGACACAGACUAUGCUUGGCGCGUUACAAUUCACACAAGACCUGAAACUAGGUCAUUACAUGAAGAUCCCGCCAAGAAUUACAUUCUUCGUACAAAUCCUUGCAGCAAUUGUCGCAUGCCUUGUCUCUGUUGGCGUUAAGGUGAUCCUCUUCGCGUCCAUCGAUGAUAUCUGCAGCCCAACGCAAGCGAAUCAGUUCACGUGCCCAUACACGAGCAUAUUUUACAACUCAGGAGUGUUAUGGGGCGCAAUCGGCCCCCGUCGACUUUUCAGUAAGGGGUCGCUCUAUUGGCCUCAAACCUUCAUGACAAUCGCAGGGGCUAUCUUGCCCAUCCCAAUCUGGUGGCUGGGGAGGCGAUAUCCAAAGCGCUUCUUUCGUCAAAUCGAUCUUGUCGUCAUGUUCAACGGGGUCUUGGGUAUUCCGCCUGCUACAGGGAUCAAUUACGCGAGUUUCUUGCUUGCAGGAUUUGUUUUCCAAUAUGCGAUCCGUCAUCGCAACUUUGCAUGGUGGUCGAAGUACACGUAUGUGCUUGCUGGAGCCUUGGACGUCGGAACGCUAGCAGCAUUUGUCGUCAUUUUCCUCGGAAUGGGAUUAACAAGUACCCGUUUCGAGUGGGGAGGCAAUACCAUCUAUACCAAAACGGCGGAUUGGUUAGGCAUGCCAUACCGCCCUCCCCCUGUGGAUGGAUUUGGCCCAGCAACCGGAUGUACGUCUCCCUCAAUCCUGAUAGUAGCGCAGAGGUACACACACUGA